This is a messenger RNA of Pochonia chlamydosporia 170, 270 nucleotides long. RefSeq lists its product as hypothetical. Bases 1 to 270 code for a protein of 89 amino acids. The transcript has 2 exons. Lineage: Eukaryota; Fungi; Ascomycota; Sordariomycetes; Hypocreales; Clavicipitaceae. The record is from RefSeq and is a predicted model, not a curated record.
AUGGUUGAAAGCCUCCCUUAUGUGAGGCGGUACGAGGUAAAAGCUCAGAUAGCUCGUCGGGCGGGAUGUGGUGAUGCAUCCGAGGAUGAAGAUGGAUGGGCAGCCAUUCAUGUUCGGACAGUUGUUGAGGAUGAGAAGCCGUGGGCUAUCCGACUUGGCGAGAAUGCAAGCUGGGGCAAAUGCAAGGUGAAAUGUGAAAUGCAAGAACAAGUCAGUGGAGUAAUCAGCAGCUGCCUCAUGAAUUUGCCAACUGUUGGCACCUAUCAAUGA